Molecule: messenger RNA, 2102 nt
Organism: Durio zibethinus
Lineage: Eukaryota; Viridiplantae; Streptophyta; Magnoliopsida; Malvales; Malvaceae
Product: transcription factor bHLH110-like
Biological process (GO): regulation of transcription by RNA polymerase II
Cellular component (GO): nucleus
Molecular function (GO): DNA-binding transcription factor activity, RNA polymerase II-specific; protein dimerization activity; RNA polymerase II cis-regulatory region sequence-specific DNA binding
Source: RefSeq, a predicted model, not a curated record
UGUAUAGACUAUAGAGCCCAGCCUGAUUCCUGAUUUUAUAAAUGGCUAGGUAACAAUAGAAGCAAGAGAAAAAAAAGAGAGAGGGAGAGAGCAUGGUUGCUAUCAUUUCUCUUAUCGGAACCUUGUUGAAAGUCUUGGGAUUGAAGGCAGGGAUCUUAAUCAUAGCUUUGGGGCAGCAUUAAUCAUCUUCCUGUAAUUGCAGUGAGUGCAUUAAAGCAUUUUAACAUAGAUAGAUGAUAGAGAGAGAGAGAGAGAGAGAGAGAGAGAAGAGAGUUUUUUUUUUUUUUAAGCAAAAUCUUAUAUUGAGGGAUAGCUGCAAAAAAGUUUGCCUGAAAAGAAAAAUAAAUAAUUAAAGUCAGAGAGAGGGGUAUGGAGAAGGAUUAUUCAAGCUCUUUUUCUUUCUUCUCAAGACUACUUUAUGAUGGAAACUUGAAAGAGUAAAGAGGAAAAACUGAGAAAAGUUGCUUAGUUAAAAGCAACAAGGUAUGUGGGUGUCACCUGAACUGUUUUCUUUGAUUAGAGUGAGAAAUUCCUGGAGCAAGCUGGUUUGUAAAUUUUAAUUACUCAAUCUUGGGAUUUUCAAGCCCUUUUGCUUGAAAAAAAAACAGAAAGUAACAUUAUGGAGUCUGAAAAUGUUCAUCACCAACGCCAGCUCCAAGACCAGCUUGCUGGGUCUUCUUCUUUACCUAUUCCACCCUGUUAUGGAGUUGCAAGCACCCAUUCUUGGACCCCAACCCCAAGUAAUAUCACUUUGAACACCAGUGAGUUCAAUCCAAAUUAUAAUGGGGUUAUCUUACACUCAAGGCAGAAAAAUGACAUUUUAGCAUCUCCUCAUAAUAGUUCCGUGCUCCAAGACUGGACUAACAAUGAAGGCAGCUUCACCACCCUUUGUUUCCAUGACCUACAACUUGACAAAACUAAGGAAGAGCUCUCAGAAUCUCUCACAAGAUUCACUGAAAUGCUAAGCAACACUCCAAGCGUGGAAGACUCUCUUCAUCUGCCUCCUACAAACUACUUAAGGAAUGAGCAAAAAGAUUUGCAUGAUCUCAGCGAGAAGCUGUUGCUUAAAACAAUAUCUUCUGGUUUUCCAAUGUUUUCAGCAGGAUCAGAAUUUUACUCAACCAUCCGGAAUUGUUUUAUCCCUGGUAGUACUUCUUUACCAAGUAGAGGGAAUUUCAGCCAGAUAUAUCCUAGUAUAAAUAUUUCAAAUUUGAACCAAGCAUCUUCCCCCAAUAUCCCAAACUCCUUUGACAUGAAUUUGGAGGCCUUGGAUCUCUUAAGUCCUGCAAGAUUUAGCAGCAGAAGCGAUUUUAGCCAUCCUUCACAUGAUCAUAACAGUCUUGGUGUAUACAAAGAGAGCUCUUCUUUUGGUCGUCAUCAUCACCAUUUUCAGCAGCCAAAUCAGAGGCCAGCUUGUAGCCCUAGUAAAAAAUCACCCUUCCCCACAGAAAUAACAGAGGCAAAGAGACCGAGCAAUUUACCAGAAGCAAAGCCAACAGCAGGUGCAGCAGCCAAGAAAUCUCGUUUGCAACCACUCUCUUCCUGCCCUCCCUUUAAGGUCAGGAAAGAGAAAUUGGGAGAUAGAAUUGCAGCUCUCCAAGAAUUGGUUGCUCCUUUUGGCAAGACAGACACAGCGUCCGUACUAAUGGAGGCUAUUGGAUACAUCAAAUUCCUUCAAAAUCAAGUCGAGACAUUAAGCGUUCCAUAUAUGAAGUCAUCUCGGAAUAAAACAUCCAGACUGAAACAAGGGGGUUCAAGGAUGGAGGAUGGAAAUGAAGAAGAACAAAGGCGAGAUCUCAGAAGCCGAGGUCUAUGUCUAGUGCCAUUGUCGUGCAUGUCUUACGUGACUAACGACAGCGGUGGCGGCAUUUGGCCACCGCCCAAUCUAGGCAGAGGACCUUAACAACAACUGCAUACUAGCUAGUUACCAAUGAGGGGAUAAUAAAAUACGGAUUAUUUUCUAAGCCCAUAUGUUGGCUAGGAGAUAAUAAAUUCUAGCUUGGUUUCAAUGGAACAAAUUUGAUCAUCUUGUUAAAUUUACAAGAUUCCAGGAUGGACCAAAUUUGAUCCAUUAACAACAUUAAUUCUUAAAAUUUUUAACU